Molecule: messenger RNA, 2289 nt
Organism: Saimiri boliviensis boliviensis (Bolivian squirrel monkey)
Lineage: Eukaryota; Metazoa; Chordata; Mammalia; Primates; Cebidae
Source: RefSeq, a predicted model, not a curated record
AUGCGUGCUGUAUGCCGGGCGCUGUGUUCGGAGAUGGGUUGUUAUUGGUAUGUGCAAGCUGUAGUGUCCUUGAACAAGAUGACAGCCAUCUCACCAGACCCUCAAACUCUGGCCCCUACUGAACAAAAUGAGGUCCCAGGAAUGGUUACUUCUGGGGAGCAAGAAACUAUUUUAGGAGGAGAUGCUGCUGAUGCAGAGUGUUUCAGACAGCGGUUUAGGUGGUUUUGUUAUUCAGAAGUAGCCGGACCCAGGAAAGCUCUGAGUCAACUCCGGGAGCUCUGCACUCAGUGGCUGAGACCAGAUAUUCACACGAAAGAACAGAUUUUAGAGCUUUUGGUGUUUGAGCAGUUCCUGACCAUUUUGCCUGGGGAGAUCAGGGUUUGGGUAAAGUCACAACAUCCUAAGAGUAGUGAGGAGGUGGUGAACCUAAUAGAAGAUUUGAUGCAGAUGCUUGAAGAAAAAGAAGAUCUCGUCUCUCAAGAUUCUGUUUCCCAAGAGGAGAACUCAAAAGAGAAUAAAGUGGUCGCUGUUUGUCCCAAUACUGAGUCCUGUGAAUCUAUAACAUUGAAAGACGUAGCUGUGAACUUUUCAAGAGGAGAGUGGAAGAAGCUGGAGCCUUUUCAAAAGGAGCUAUAUAAGGAAGUGCUGCUGGAAAACUUCAGGAACCUAGAAUUUCUGGACUUUCCAGUUUCAAAAUUAGAGUUGAUUUCUCAGCUGAAGUGGGUUGAAUUGUCAUGGCUGCUGGAAAAAGAAGUCUCAAAAGGCUCCCAGCCAGAUGAAUCAGCUUUAGAUAAAAUAAUAGAAAGAUGCCUCAGGGGUGAUGAUGAUGGCCUGAUGGAAGAAUUCCAGAAAUAUUGUGGCAUAUCAGAGGAGGAGCAUGGUAAUCAGGGAAAUUCAAAAGGAAAAGUCACACAAAAGAAAACUCAUGGGAAAGGCAAUAGGGGUGAGGAAUCUGACCCAGAUAAAAGGCCCUUUGGACAUAAUUUCAAAGAACCUUCAGACUUAAUGAAACAUCUGAGAGUCUACUUGAGGAAGAAAUCUCGGAAGUAUAAUGAAAGCAAGAAACCCUUCAGUUUUCACUCAGACCUUGUUCUGAACCGCAAGGAGAAAACUGCUGGAGAAAAGUUACGGAAAUGUAAUGACAGUGGGAAAGUCUUAAGUCACUCUUCAGCUCUUACUGAACAUCAGAAACGUCAGAAGAUUCUUUUGGGGGAUAGAUCCCAAAAAUGCAGUAAGUGUGGGAUAAUCUUUAUUCGGAGGUCAACUCUUUCUAGGAGAAAAAUCCCUAUGUGUGAGAAAUGUCGGAAAGAUUCAUGUCAAGAAGCAGCCUUAAAUAAGGGUGAGGGAAAUGAGACUGGAGAAAAAACUCAUAAAUGUAGUAAGUGUGGAAAAGCCUUUGGCUAUAGUGCCUCACUCACGAAGCAUCGGAGAAUUCACACUGGAGAAAAGCCCUAUAUGUGUAAUGAGUGUGGAAAAGCUUUUAGUGAUAGUUCAUCGCUCACACCACAUCAUAGAACUCAUAGUGGAGAGAAACCCUUCAAAUGUGAUGAUUGUGGGAAAGGUUUCACCCUAAGUGCUCACCUCAUUAAACAUCAAAGAAUUCAUACUGGAGAAAAACCUUAUAAAUGUAAAGACUGUGGGAGACCCUUCAGUGACAGUUCAUCUCUUAUUCAACAUCAGCGAAUUCAUACUGGAGAAAAACCCUAUACGUGUAACAAUUGUGGAAAAUCCUUCAGUCAUAGCUCAUCCCUUUCCAAACAUCAGAGAAUUCAUACUGGAGAGAAACCCUAUAAAUGUGGUGAAUGUGGAAAAGCCUUUAGACAGAAUUCAUGCCUUACCCGGCAUCAGAGAAUUCACACCGGAGAAAAACCAUAUUUGUGUAAUGAUUGCGGAAUGACUUUCAGCCAUUUUACAUCUGUUAUUUAUCACCAAAGACUUCAUUCAGGAGAAAAACCGUACAAAUGUAACCAAUGUGAGAAAGCCUUCCCAACCCAUUCACUCCUUAGUCGUCAUCAGAGAAUUCAUACUGGCGUAAAACCUUAUAAAUGUAAAGAAUGUGGGAAGAACUUCAGUCAGAGUUCAUCUCUUAACGAACACCACCGAAUUCAUACAGGAGAGAAACCCUAUGAAUGUAAUUAUUGUGGCGCAACCUUUAGUCGAAGCUCAAUCCUUGUAGAACACCUAAAAAUUCAUACUGGAAGGAGAGAAUAUGAAUGUAAUGAAUGUGAGAAGACAUUUAAAAGUAAUUCAGGCCUCAUUAGACAUCGGGGAUUUCAUUCUUCAGAAUAA